UAAACUUAUAUGAGUACCUAAUGUCACUUCUUGUAAAUUUUAAUUGUGUUUACUGUUUACAAAAACUCAGUUUUGGAUUAGAACUUCUACACUUUUAUAUUUUUCUCCAGUUAAUUAUGGACAGUAGGAACUUAAACAAGGACGGUGAAACGUGUAUUCACGGAACAUGUUUAGAUAUGUGCCCACCACAGGAGAUGAACUUGUAGGAGAAAAAGGGAGAAAUUGGUUCAUAAAUUAGAAGUUACAACGGAAGGUUACAAAUUAGUUAAAUGCUAUAGUCGCUCAGCGGCAGAUUCGAACAUGGCUGUACCCAGCCAACUUCGACCCUUCCCCACACUUAUGGCAACAACACAAUAUUUGUUAUUAAAUGUUUCAAAAAGGAAAGAUGUCAAAAUGUCAGUCAUAUACAAUUUCUUGGAUGACCGUCUCAGAUCUGUGAGGCAGGAUAUGACGAUACAAAGGUUGCAGCCAGAGGAGUGCGUCAAACUUCUGGAACCCAUGAUUAGGUUCUAUUGCUACUACAGCUACAGAUUGUGUGAAUAUCCCUUAAGAGAAUUUGAUCCUGUUCUCAAUAAGAAGUAUUUACUUGAAUGUAUGAAAUGGUUCCUAGCAUGCUGUGAUGCUUUGGAAAAAACAGAUUUAGAAUCUAUGACGGACAUUUUGAAGGAUUUAAAUCUUAGUAAAGACAAUAUAUUGUCAUGUGAUAGAACUUUAGUUGAGAGUCUUUAUGUGCUAUGCAACCUGUCCGAUAUCCAUCCACUAUAUCGUUAUUUGUCACUACCGAAUCAUUUGAAAAGAUCAAAACUAAAAUUGGCUUAUGAAAUAGCUGUGGCCAAUAUGCUCGGGAAUUAUGUGAGAGUUUGGAGACUAGCGGAGCAACUGUGUCCGCUCACAUUCGCCGCUCUAUGUUUAUACCUCCCAACAAUGCAGAAACGAGGGCUACGAGUCAUCAGUAGUGCAUACAACAGUAAGCGGCUGAAUGUGCCCACCAAGGUUAUUCAACAAUGGCUCGGCUUCAACUCUGAGGAGGAAGUCAGGGUUAUGUGCGCUUACUAUGGACAGACGGCCACUGAUGUUGUCUGCUUCAAUAAUGCUCUGUUCAAAUCUGAUGCUGAGGUGCCACAGCCGAAGCAACACCACAUGGCGCGGAUCUCAAGAUUGGCACUAGGUGACGUCAUGUUCUACACGAUUUAAAUGUCACUCGUUUUUCCAUUUAUCUACAUUUCAACCAAAGACAAAUAAUCGUUACUUGACGCGGUGCCACGACCCACACAACGAUGUAUUAUAAAUAAAACAUUGCAAUAUAAAGGGAA
Molecule: messenger RNA, 1313 nt
Organism: Danaus plexippus (monarch butterfly)
Lineage: Eukaryota; Metazoa; Arthropoda; Insecta; Lepidoptera; Nymphalidae
Product: germinal-center associated nuclear protein
Exons: 7
Coding region: 301-1194 (297 amino acids)
Biological process (GO): centrosome duplication; spindle assembly
Cellular component (GO): centrosome; nucleus; spindle
Source: RefSeq, a predicted model, not a curated record